Molecule: messenger RNA, 3318 nt
Organism: Phyllostomus hastatus (greater spear-nosed bat)
Lineage: Eukaryota; Metazoa; Chordata; Mammalia; Chiroptera; Phyllostomidae
Gene: TRMT13
Product: tRNA methyltransferase 13 homolog
Exons: 11
Coding region: 140-1588 (482 amino acids)
Biological process (GO): tRNA methylation
Source: RefSeq, a predicted model, not a curated record
CGUCGGCUUCUUCCGCUUCUGCGGGGGGCGGGGCGAGGAGAGCGGUAGUUCCGGGCUCCCACCUGCGUGGCGGCACCCGAAGCGGCCAUCUUUGACAAGGGAAGGGGCCCCGCGGGACGUUAGCAACUUUCCCUGUAUUAUGGCGGCCUCCGCACCGACCCCGCGCGCGACGGGCUCCCAGGCCGAGGGCCGGUGCGGUUACUAUGUGGCAAAGAAGAAGAGGUUCUGCAGGAUGGUGGUGGCAGCCGGGAAAAGGUUCUGCGGCGAACACGCUGCUGCCGCGGAGGAAGAAAAUGCUCGGAAGAGGAUCCUGUGUCCUUUAGAUCCGAAACACACAGUGUAUGAAGAUCAACUGGCAAAGCAUUUGAAAAAAUGUAAUUCAAGAGAGAAGCCAAAACCGGACUUCUUUGUUCAGGAUAUUAAUGCAGGCCUGAAGGAUGAAACAGAAAUGCCUGAACAAUUCGUUCCCAUUUCUUCUCUCCCCGAAGAGCAGCUGGAAAAUUUAAUUAUGAAACUGAGGAAAGCAAGUGAAGGUCUGAACGCCACACUCAGGGAUCAGACUAUGUCCCAUCCGGCACUGCACGACGCCCUCACGGACCCGAGAAAUGGUGACUCCGCGACCAAACACCUGAAACAGCAGGCUUCUAUUUUAGGUAACAUUGAAAAGUUAAAGUUACUCGGUCCGAGAAGAUGCUUUGUUGAGUUCGGAGCAGGAAAGGGGAGGUUGUCUCACUGGGUUGACAUUGCCUUGAAAGAUGCCGAGGAAGUUCACUUCGUGCUGGUGGAGAAGGUGACCACGAGGUUCAAGGUUGAUGGCAAACACAGAAAGAAAAACGCAGUGUUUGAAAGGCUUCAGAUUGACAUUCAGCACUUGUGUUUGAACAAGAUCCCCGUGCUCAGCAGAGAGAAGCUGCCGGUGGUGGGGAUCGGAAAGCACCUGUGCGGGGUGGCGACCGACCUGGCGCUGCGGUGUUUGGUCGGAGCCUGCGGGGCCCGCGGCGAGGACGGGAGCGGGGAGCCCUCAGCCAAGCGCAUGAAGGACGGCAGAGCGGACGGAGAAGCUGGCACCGCGGCGGAGGAAGGACGCCACGGACCAGCCCCGGAGCCGUGGAGCCCCCCGGUGGCCGGCAUCGUCAUCGCGCUCUGUUGCCACCACCGGUGCGACUGGAGGCACUACGUGGGCAGGGAGCACUUCCGCGCGCUGGGCCUCGGCGCCCUGGAGUUCCACUACUUCCAGCGGAUGAGCAGCUGGGCCACGUGCGGCCUGCGGGGCGCGUCCGCGGGGGUCGCGGGCGGCGCCGCGAGGAGAGGCGGCCCGAGCAGGGACAGCGAGGAGCACGACGGCGGGGGGCACCCAGUCACGGACGGCCGCGCCGAGAGCCCACCCGGGUCCCUCACCGCGGAGGAGAAGGAGGACAUCGGGCGCCUCUGUAAGCUGCUGAUCGACCACGGCCGCGCGGAGUACCUGCGGCGGCACGGGUUCCGGCCCGCGCUGCAGUACUACACGGAGCCCGGGGUGUCCCCCGAGAACGUGCUGCUGACCGCCGUGCCGCAGCGGCCCCGCCCCGCGGCGGAAGCCUCCGCCUGACACGGGCGGGGUCUGAACCACCGCUGUCUUCCACCAGAAAAAGAAGAGCUCUUUUAAAUCGUACUUUUAUAUUCACGAAAACGUAAUCCCAAUAGGAGAGGAUGUGAACUUUAAAGGACCUUGUGGCCUCAUCGAACUUUGGUGAUAGGUUUGUUUCUUACUCGAGAGAAGUCCAGACUUGAGAGGUCAUCGCGGUCCCGCGGUGGUCUUCAGCGGGCCAUCCGGAUUGGGGUCAUUCAUCCGGAUUCACGGAGACCGGUGGGGUGUCCAGACAGCCGGCUGGGUUAUCUGAAACACACGGAACACAUCACCACGGGGCCAGCGCGUCCGCUGUCUGCUGCACUAAUUCGGAAGUGCAUCUGCCUUUGGUUUCACUUAGUACUUUUUAUGGCUCAAGGUCAAGAUGUUAACGAUCAACUGUCAGUUUCCAACAAGAGCCAAUCUGAGAAUCUGGCUUCUGUAUGGAUUUUGUCUUUCCAUGCAGAUCUGGAAAGGAUGAUCAAUUACAAUUUUUUUCUUAUGCAAACAAACUCAGAGACGUUUACAGUCAGUAAGUUUACCUUCAGAUUUCCAGAGUCAGACCUGUGUUUGUGUAUUACUGGAAUUUGUCCAUGCAAACAAACACCAAAACUGAAGAGAUGUUUCCAAGUGGGAAAAAAAACCUAUUUCAUUUUAGUAGAUAAUUAUCUAGUUAGAACUUCCAAAAAGACACUCAGAAGCCCAUUUCAGAAGUUGAAAUUUGCAAAUAUCUUCUGAAAUUGAUUACCUCAUAUCUUUUAACAGGCCAUUUUUACAUGUAUAAAUACAAAUAUAAGUAUAUUCUCUCUUGUUUGGAAAAAUAAUUUGGAGUAAAGUAGACAUUAGAUAGUGAAACCAAAAACCUCACAUUUAGACCUCAUUUAGCUCAUAUAAACAGUUUCUAUGCACAAGCAAGUAUUAAACCAAACAAGACAGGAUUGUUACUGUUUUCCACAUUUUAUCCUUGACUUAUUCUGCCUUUAUUUGUAAAAAACAAACAAAAAAAAAACCCAAAAACUGUUAAUCACUGGUGCAUUUACCAAGACAGAUUCAGAAUCACUAAUUUUAGGUACAAUUAUAUUCUUAGGUCACUUUUUGCCUUGUGGUCUGUGAUUCCAUGAAUUGUAAACCAAAUCUCUAGUCUGUUCUUAAUGCCCGACCUUUCUGUUCAGUUUAAUCACAGAUGUUGUGUGAAACUGCUCAGUCCAAAUCCCAACCCUGUGACCUCUCAGCUCUGUGGCCUUGGGCAAGCUACUUCAUCUCUUCGUGCCUCGAUUUCCUCCUCGCAGAAUGGGGAUGGGGACAGUGAUAGGACCUACCUCGCAAGGUUGCCGUGAACAUCAGAUUGUGCGUGUAAAACGCUUACAACAAUCGGGGCGCAGAGUAAGCACUCCACAAAUACUGUAAUGAAGAGCACUAACUCAUGAAUAUUUUUCAUAAAAAACAAGCAGCCUCGGUUUCAUAAGUCGUAACCUUUUUCUCUUGUUAGAAGUUCUAGGUCAAACAUUGCUGGAGUAAGGUAGUCUGGUUACAUUUUAAGUCCAGUACUCAUGCUCCCCCCGCCCCCCCGAUCUAGGAUGUGUGGAUGGAGAUAAUACAGCCAUUUCGAUAAUGAACUUGCGUCACUGGGUCAGCCAGCUAGUUUGUGUCACACAGCCGGUUCUGUAUCACUCGACAAGUUAUGCCCUGAAAUAAAUGGCAUUCUACAACAG